Messenger RNA from Girardinichthys multiradiatus, 1475 nucleotides. RefSeq names its product leupaxin (gene lpxn). Lineage: Eukaryota; Metazoa; Chordata; Actinopteri; Cyprinodontiformes; Goodeidae. Gene Ontology annotation, biological process: muscle structure development; actin cytoskeleton organization. The transcript is spliced from 9 exons. The record is from RefSeq and is a predicted model, not a curated record. The coding region runs from base 13 to 1221 and encodes 402 amino acids. Gene Ontology annotation, molecular function: muscle alpha-actinin binding; actin binding. Gene Ontology annotation, cellular component: stress fiber; filamentous actin; Z disc.
CACACCCAAGUUAUGAGAGCAGGAACCAACAUGGAUGAACUCGAUUUGCUGUUAGAGGAGCUAGCGUUGAGUCCGUCAGGUUCAAACAGUGCCCAGGAAAACAAAGGAGCUGGUGGCCAGCCUUCAGAUGCCAUCCUCGCAGGACUCAAUAAAAAAGAGAAAAGCUCAUUUGGCUCUAAUGUCUACAGUGACCUACCAGCUCCUGUUGCAGCUGCACUACCCCCUGACUCACCCACUCAAGAGCUGGAGGCUAUCUUACAAGAUCUGAUGGGUUUAGCAGAAGGGGACCACUCACCAUCAUUAACCCCACCACCACUGACACAGAAGCAGUCUGCAAAGAAGAAAACAGAGCAUGGGAGACUAGAGCAAAAGGACAGCAACCGCAGCAGCAGCCCGGCAAGUUCAAAUUCAAAGCCCCCGAACCAAAGACAGAAUACAGAUUCCAUAGAUGACCUGCUGGGGGGGCUGAGCUCUGACCUGGAGAAGAUUGGUGUACACACCACAGCCAAAGGUCACUGCGCUGCAUGCAACAAAUGCAUUGUGGGAAAGAUGAUCACUGCACUGGGUGAAGCGUGGCACCCUGAACACUUUGUGUGUGUGGCGUGUAAGAUGGAGUUGAGCACAUCAGGCUUCUUUGAGAGAGAGGGACAGCCGUACUGUGACAAAGACUACCAUCAGCUCUUUUCUCCACGCUGUGCCUACUGCAAGGGGGCUAUAAUGCAGAACAUUCUGACAGCUCUGGACCAGACCUGGCACCCGGAACACUUUUUCUGCACACACUGUGGAGAUCUGUUUGGGCCAGAGGGUUUCCUGGAGAAGGAUGGAAAACCAUACUGCUACAAGGACUUCUACCACCUAUUUGCUCCCAAGUGCUCAGGCUGCGGGGAGUCUGUGAAAGAGAACUACCUGACUGCAGCCAAUGGCACCUGGCAUCCAGAGUGCUUCGUCUGCGCAGACUGUCUGAAGCCGUUUACCAAUGGCUGUUUCAUGGAACUGGAUGGUCGACCCUUUUGUUCCCUGCACUUUCACUCCAGACAGGGGACCCUCUGCGGUGGCUGUGGGGAGCCCAUCACCGGCCGCUGUGUCUCAGCUCUCGAUCGCAGAUUUCAUCCUGAGCACUUUGUUUGCGCCUUCUGUCUGCGGCAGCUCAACCAUGGCAUCUUCAAGGAGCAGAAAGAAAAGCCCUACUGUACAGUUUGCUACAACAAGCUCUUUCUAUGAGACAUUUACAGCAAGUCACUCAAAGAUAAUGCAACAGAUAUAACUCUUUAUGUUGGGGGUGGGUGGCUGUUUUCCUACAUUAGUGAGAUGAAUUAUUAAAACACAUCACAUCCCAAGCUUGUAUCUCUCUUUAUAAAGGUAUACUGCUAACUGGGCUAACGAAUUGUACUGUUGCCACUUUUUACAUUUUGUUAAAGCCACAACCUUCAUUGUAUUUUAUUGGGAUUUAUUAAAUCAGCCAUGUAUCAACCUCU